This is a messenger RNA of Pogonomyrmex barbatus (red harvester ant), 2196 nucleotides long. It is a transcript of the gene Vps33B, whose product is annotated as vacuolar protein sorting 33B. Lineage: Eukaryota; Metazoa; Arthropoda; Insecta; Hymenoptera; Formicidae. Gene Ontology annotation, biological process: vesicle-mediated transport. The record is from RefSeq and is a predicted model, not a curated record.
UCACGUUUCCGUAAAUUUUUCUCCUGAUUCUCUUGCUGCGGGAUUUUGUUCUCGCCGUAUAUGAGAUUUUACAGUGUUAUUUAGUGUUAAUUUUUUUUUAGUCCUGUUAUUCUUUUGUCAAUAUAUGGCUUCUAAACAAAUGCCUGAGCGAGUAUUGAUAACGAAUACGAAAAGAAGAUCUAGGAUAAUCGUUUAAGGAUUUUUUUAUUAUGAUUUAUUGUGAUUAAAAUAAAAUGGACGUCAGAUUGGAUGAUAAACUGUCUGCAUUGCAGCAAAUAAACCAGCAUAAACUUGUGAGAAUACUGGAUAAUAUUCCAGGCACAAAAGAUCUGAUAAUAGAACAAAAAUUAAUGAAAAUACUGGAUAGUUUUGUAGGAGUGACUGUGUUAAAACGAUAUGGAGUAGAUAAGAUUUAUAAAAUGGAGGAAGGGCUGAAGCCAUCAAAUAGUCAACGUGUAUUCUUAGUAUCUAAUAGUUUGAUCGCGUGCAAGAGAGUUCUAGAUCAAAUACAUUCCGAAAUAUCUCCUAUUAGCAAACCACACGUCGAAUCAUGUCACCAUUUGCUGGUCGUGCCGUUCGUUCCUCCUGUGUUAUACAAUCUAGUCGAAGAGGAAGGUUUGGCUGAGCUGAUUACGUUGCGAACGUUAUCUAUAGAAUUUAUAAGACUGGAUGGAAACGUUUUAUCCUUGGAAAAUCCGAUGUUCAUCGAUCUUUACUAUCACAAAGACAUCAGUCUUCUGCGAGCAUUAGCUCGCAACCUGUGGUCAUUGCAGCUAAUACUCGGCUCGCCGAGACUCUCGCUUUUUCUUGGCAAGCACAGCCAGCAACUAAACAAAUUGAUGGAAACUAUGGAACAGAGUUUGGGCUCGUCUAGUCUGGAAAACGAGGUCGGCGCUCUGAUCGUGGUGGACAGGAGUUUCGAUCUGGUUACGACACUUUUGAUGCCCGUAACAUAUGCAGGCUUGUUAAACGAAGUCAUUGAAGUGAACGUCAGCACGGCGACGUUAGAAAAAUCUCAAACCAAAUUGGAUCCGAAUAAGGAUCAAAUCUAUGGGGAAGUAAGAGACACACCUUGCAGCGACGUUUUCCCAAUUCUACACGAGAAGGCUAAAUCACUUAAAUCCGAACAGGAGGCAAUACAGACAAUGAAAUUGUCAGAGAUGGAGAGAUAUGUGUCGACGAGAUUGCAAAAGACCAGAGAUAUGACUCGGCAAUUGGCAUUUCAUAUAUCCGCAUGCCAGGCUAUCGCGGAUAAACUAGGCUCCGAAUUUCAAGCCUUGCGAACGAUUGAGAAACUCAUGCUCGAUUGCAAAGAUCGAAAAGAAUGUCUGAACUAUAUUGAGAGAUAUAUGGACGAGCAAGAGCUACGAUGUUUACGUCUUCUGUGCUUGUUGUCUAUUACUACGGAUGGCAUUACACCGAGCGAGCUUGAAAAUAUCCAGAGACUUCAUCUUCAUACCCAUGGUUAUCAGCAUAUUCCGCUGUUUUACAAACUACAAACAGUUGGCUUACUAAAGCAUAGAAACGAAUACACUUUACAUAAGUUGCCCAACUGGAACAGCGAGUGGAGCAGCAACGCGCAAAAAUUGAAGAUAUUGCCUAGUUAUCUCAAACGAUCCGAUCAGAACAGUCGUACUUGUCCUAGUUAUGUGUUCAACAAUGCUUAUAUACCGGCGAUAGUAAGUAUUCCGUUCUUCCGUAUUAUAAAUCAUUCAAUAUAUAAUCGUGUGGAAUUAAUAUCACUUAACAUCUUACAGGCACAAAUACUAAAUAUCGUGUCGAAUCAGGAGAAAGAUCCUCGCAGCUUUGAGGAUUUGACGAACUUAUCAAACUGUGUCGUAAGUGGUCAAAAGGGUGCAUUAUCGCCAAAGAUGGUUGUUAUUUGCGUGAUAGGAGGUAUUACCUGCGCGGAAAUAGCGGCUUGCCGACUCGUAGAGAAAUCUAUGGGAAUACGUCUCGUUCUUGCGUCCGACACUAUUUUAACGGGUAACAAGUUGAUCCAGAGGAUACAAAAAAUAUGAAGAUUCACAUCUGACAUCCAUCAAGAAUGUAAAAAUAUUGUAAUCUUUUUGUAUAAUAGACAAAAGAUUGUACAUAUUUGUUUUACAAUACCUCUUCGCACAUAUGGCGAUUGCGGGAGAAAACGCGAGUAAUUCUGCAAUGUAUUAAUACAAUACGAUUGCUGUCUUUAUGUCA